This is a messenger RNA of Corticium candelabrum, 709 nucleotides long. RefSeq lists its product as uncharacterized. Bases 105 to 506 code for a protein of 133 amino acids. The transcript has a single exon. The record is from RefSeq and is a predicted model, not a curated record. NCBI's taxonomy places the organism in Eukaryota, Metazoa, Porifera, Homoscleromorpha, Homosclerophorida, Plakinidae.
UGCACAGCAAGUUUAAUUUUUUGCCCGGAAAAGUGGGACUUGUUUUCCUGGCGAGUGGAAUUGCUAAUACUUUAGUAGCACCUGUGGUAGGCAAACUGUGUGAUAUGAUGCAUCCUAGAUGGUUUGUACCGAGUGGAAUUAUAACUGCUGGUGCUGGUGGAUUCUUUCUCAUGUCGUUUGGACACUCCAUUGCCUUACAAGUUCUUGCACAAGUGUUCAUAGGAAUUGGGAGUGCAUUGACACUUGGUUCUUGCUACACAGAUCUGUUGAAGGAGUUCUGUAGAAAGUUACAAGUAGACGAACUGGAUGAAACUACAAUUGGAAAAGCAUACUCUGCUCUCAGGAUUUUUUCCAUUCUCGGUGAAAUUACUGGUUCAGCUUUAGGUGGAGUGUCCGUAGAUUCUCUAGGUUUUGGCAAGGCUACCCUAAUGUGGGGCAGUAUUGAAACAUUGUUUGGAGUUGUGUACUUGUUGUUAUUUACAAUUUCAAGAAUACCUCACAUUUAAUUGUAGAUCAGUGUAGCACUCUUGCUACACAGAUCUGUGCAAGAAAUGAACCGGACACUGACAGGCUCACGUGAGUGUGGGGAGGAGGCUAGGUGUGAGGUACUCUUUCAAACUCUUUUAAUUGAUUAAAUGUUACUUCUGUUAGUACUGUACGUAUUAUCAUGCCAAGUUGUAUAUCUCAUGACUUACUAUAUUACAUGUAU